UCCACCGGCCCCGCCAUGCCGCGCCCCGGGCGGAGCGCCGGGGCGGCCGCGGGUUCCGCUUCCGGGACGGCAUUUUCCCCGCGUCCCGGGCGGGAAAUGGCGGCGCCGCCUGGGCCGGGGCCGGGGCCGGGGAUGGAUGUAGAGGGGGCGGCGGUGGCGCAGCGGGACCGGCGGGUGCGGUGCUGCUCGCGGCGCAGGCUGCGCGACGUGAUGGAGCUGUGCGCGCCCUUGGUGCGGGCCGUGCUGGAGGGACAGCCCGGCGGGGCCGCCGCCGAGGGAGACGCGCUCUGGGACUUCGAGACAGCGCUGCGGGAGAACGUGACCAUUAACGGGCAGCUCUGGGAGGAGGCCACGGAUGACCCCAGCCCGCCGAGCGGUUCCAACAUUAAAAUUCUUGAAGAUCAGUUUGAUGAACUAAUAGUAGAGACAGCAACAAAGCGUAAACAGUGGCCUAAAAAGAUACUGGUGCAUGCUAUCCAAACCAUGAAAGCUGAGCAAGAGAUGUUGAAGCUCUACAAGCCUGUGGUAACACCAGAAGAGAUAAGAUCUCAGCCUUCUCAAGAUGCUCACAUUGCAGAUCUGAAGCAGGUGGCAGAAAUGGUAUCCAAACAGAUCAGCGCAGCAAUGAAGUCUCUUCCAGCACUCACAGAAAGAGCAGAAGGUCUUUCCCAAGUGUUAACUUGGCAACCAACCUUGGAACUCUGCAAGCUGCGGCAAGAAAUCUUUGCCGGUGGCAAGGAAAAGGAAGAAAGUAACGUCCAAAAUUUUGUACCACCAGGAGAAGUCACACCAACUGACGCUAAUACCAGUAAAAAUCCUUAUGUUUUGCUAAAAAGAAGAAAAGUUGCAGAUUCAUCAGAAAGGAAGCGCUACCCACUUCGACGGAGGAAGAUUGCUCUCCGCACAUGAAUUUCUCAUUUUGUGUUUUCAGUUUGGAAUCUCAGUUGUACUCUUGUUCCGUUUGCUCCAUCGCUUCUCUUAAAACUCGUCUCAGUGCUGUGUAUGGGAGCUUCCUUAAUUAGUCUUCAAUCCCUUGUAUUUUGUAUCCUUCAAUAUUUGUAUUUUUACUGUCAUGCUGAUGGUGUAUGAAAGCCUAUGCAUACCAGUAGCAUCCAAUAUCUGGCAAAUGUAUCGCUGUUUAACUCUCAUUUUUUGCUCUUAUGUUGCAGCACUUAGCUUGAGUCCUUGCGCUUCUCAGAGUGCGUGUGCGUGCUUUAUGUAUGUGGGCAGUCUUUAGGAAACCACUGAACGCUCAUUUACAUUCAGCAUGCCUCUAAAGAGGUUGGAGAAUGUCUAGUUCUCCUAAUGCACCUUCAUUAAUUACUGAGUCGUGUGGCUUUCAUUUUAAUAAAUGAGUUCACACUGGACCAUAUUGAAAACACCAGAUUUCAUAGGAUGUUGGAGUUUUUAGAAAAUCCAUGCACAAAUGUGACACUGGUCCCUGCUAUUCUACCUUUCCUGAAUAUAGGUGAUUUAGGCUUAUUUAUAGUCAUAUUUGUUUAAACUUGGAUUUUUAGUAAUUGUAUGUAUUUACUUGCAGUGUGCUCUUCUAAAUAGAAAUUUAACCAUCACCAUUUUAGGGUGUGAUGUUUCAUGUCAUGUAAUCCAGUUAUGCAGUCUGGGGGUUUCCUGGGCAGUGUGUCUACACAUUACAGGAUCUUGACUUGGGUCGUGUAUGCAUUUCUGAUGUUUGACUAAACUCUAAAGAUCAGUACAGGGUACCAGUAAAUGGUAUUCAGUUGAGCUUGCUCACUUUGGUUUUCUUUACCCAUUAGUACCUAGAGGAUUGCACAGUAUUACUAGAUUGAGCAUUGUGCCUUAACUAUUUAUAAACUUUUCUGGUUUAUAGUUUCAUGUGCUUGCAGUACAUACUCGUGUCUGAUACUUAACAUUCCUUACACAGUAAAUGGAGGGGGUUUUUAGAUGCUUUAUUAAUGAAAUGUACUGUGAUAAGAGGAUAGGUCCAACCUGAUGUUUGAGACUGAAAAUUCUCAAUAGAAUGUCACAGAUUUUAGCAUCAUUAUUAGACUUUAUAUAUGUAAUCAUAUGUAAAUAUUUUUCCCGUCAUUCUUGUAAAUACAAAUGUGUGUUUUUAUAUGAAGUAAAUAAAAUCAAUUGAGGAAGAUCAGAGUUUCA
Molecule: messenger RNA, 2136 nt
Organism: Neopelma chrysocephalum (saffron-crested tyrant-manakin)
Lineage: Eukaryota; Metazoa; Chordata; Aves; Passeriformes; Pipridae
Gene: NSL1
Product: NSL1, MIS12 kinetochore complex component
Exons: 6
Coding region: 16-909 (297 amino acids)
Biological process (GO): mitotic sister chromatid segregation
Cellular component (GO): kinetochore; MIS12/MIND type complex
Source: RefSeq, a predicted model, not a curated record